UCUGAAUGCUGUUGACAUCCUCGCGAAAGGCACAACGAAGAUAAUGCAUAAGAUGGAUUUGAUGGAAGCAGAGAUUCAUGAACUUCAGGCGGCAAAUGAGGCCCUUAGCAAACGCCGGAGGGCUAAAAAAACACGUCUAAGGAAAGGAGGGUCACUUUCUAUACAGGAAGCUCAAGAAUUAGGGGAUCAAAUGGAGGUUGAGGUACAACUGAAGGCGGAAACAUGCAAUGGGGCUGGUCAGCAACUGCAGACCAAGACACGCGCACAGCGCUGUGGCAAUUGCAGAAAAGCUGGACACAAUGCACGUUCCUGUCAGAUAGUAGUAGAGAUGUCUGAGGAAGGCGAUUCUGGGUAAUUUUAAUGGAAUUUAUGUGCGUUGGUGGAAAUAUUGGGGUUAAAGUCGCGGCGGAGCGAUUUCGUGUGACAUUCGCCCGUGUGUGACAUUCGCAUGUGGGUCACGCUAUAU
Messenger RNA from Aspergillus ruber CBS 135680, 466 nucleotides. RefSeq lists its product as uncharacterized. The record is from RefSeq and is a predicted model, not a curated record. NCBI's taxonomy places the organism in Eukaryota, Fungi, Ascomycota, Eurotiomycetes, Eurotiales, Aspergillaceae. The transcript has a single exon. Bases 53 to 355 code for a protein of 100 amino acids.